AUGCCUAAAACGAAGCCGUAUACCGAAUUUGAGCUUGCCCAGGCCAUCGAGGCUAUCGGAAAGGGCUUGUUACAGAAACAGGCCUCACGCGAGUAUGGCAUACCAAGGUCUACUCUUCAACAACAUCUAGCAGGAAGAGAAUCGCAUCAAACAGCUUAUCAAUACCAGCAAAAGCUCUCUUUUACUUAG
Messenger RNA from Cryphonectria parasitica EP155, 189 nucleotides. RefSeq lists its product as uncharacterized. The record is from RefSeq and is a predicted model, not a curated record. Lineage: Eukaryota; Fungi; Ascomycota; Sordariomycetes; Diaporthales; Cryphonectriaceae. The transcript has a single exon. Gene Ontology annotation, molecular function: DNA binding. The coding region runs from base 1 to 189 and encodes 62 amino acids.